This is a messenger RNA of Aspergillus caelatus, 2397 nucleotides long. RefSeq names its product putative C6 transcription factor. NCBI's taxonomy places the organism in Eukaryota, Fungi, Ascomycota, Eurotiomycetes, Eurotiales, Aspergillaceae. Gene Ontology annotation, cellular component: nucleus. Gene Ontology annotation, biological process: regulation of transcription by RNA polymerase II; DNA-templated transcription. Gene Ontology annotation, molecular function: zinc ion binding; DNA-binding transcription activator activity, RNA polymerase II-specific; RNA polymerase II cis-regulatory region sequence-specific DNA binding. The transcript has 5 exons. Bases 1 to 2397 code for a protein of 798 amino acids. The record is from RefSeq and is a predicted model, not a curated record.
AUGACGGAUGUCCCACCACCACCACCGCCGCCGGGGGCUCCAGACCCGGAGCCCCAGCCGGAGCAACGGGUGCGCAAGAGGCGACGACGGACGAUGGCCUGCGUGCAGUGCCGUAGCAGAAAGCUCCGCUGUGAUAGGAAGCUUCCUAUGUGUAGCCGUUGUGAGAGCAGCAAGACCGCCAUCAAUUGCACCUAUGAGAAAGAAUUCCUUUGGCAACAACCCAAUACGGUUGUUACGCCCGCUUUCUCCGAGCGCGGUCCCACUAGUACAACCAUCUCUCAAGCCGCGCAUCUUGCUCGGGCUCAUCCUACCCCGGACUCGGCGUUAAGCUCUUUAACUCGGUCUCAACAGACUUCUUCGGAUACGCGCCCCGCCCUAGAGAAACGAGACCGUUUCCUGGAGACCGUCCUAGGGGCCCCGAAGGCCGCUGUCAAUCAGGAACCGUACGUGAAUACUGAGCUGCUACACCGUUCGAAGUAUCCUGCCGGCGUAAGUCAUCAUGCAGCGCCAUUGCACCGCCACGGAGACGAUGAGGAUCCCGCGUCUCCUUCACAACAGCUCGAUAUCUCUCCCAGAAUCAUGAUGCGAGGAAAGGAAACAAAGACCCGGUUCAACGGGUCGGGGAUCUUCGCCAAUCUGAUCGCUCAGUUUCCGGAUAUUAAAUCGUUUGCGGAGGAGAUACGAGUCGCCAGUCCGCAACUGUCUGCGCUACGACCCGAUCUGGCGAGGGUGAAGAGAGGCCUCUGGAAGCGGAAGCCUCUCAAUACACCCUUCCCAGAACCUACCACUCUGUCACUCACCCAGAUGCUCCCGUCUCGCCGUGUGGUUGAUGACUUAGUCGUGUUCUAUCUGACUUAUUUCGAAGCUACUCACCGUGUCCUUCAUGUCCCGUCGUUUCUCAAGGAGCUUGAUGAAUUCUGGGCACAACGGGAUAACCCAGAUUUUGUAUCCCCUUACUUCGUGGUCCAACUUCUCCUGGUUCUGGCUUGUGCUUGGAACCUGGCCGACUUGGAUACACUACAGCUGAAAAAUGAUGAUGAAUCUGAGUUGACUUGCUACACGGCAAUAGAGUGGGUCCUCCACGCAGAGAGAUGGAUUGAGAACUCUCACAUCAAGAGGCCUGACAUUAUGGCGUUUCGGCUUUAUAUUCUACUACUUAUUGCGAAGAACGCGCAUGGAAUGAAGCGCAGCAAGGCUUGGCUUGAUACCGGGACACUGAUCAAGCAAGCGAUGUUAGCAGGGUACCACCGGGAUCCCAGCAGGUACAUGAGGAUCUCUCCGUUCAACAAGGAGAUGCGCCGGCGGAUAUGGGCCACGAUUCUCGAGCUUGAUCUGGAGGUUUCGCUUGAGCGAGGGAUGCCGCCUUCCUUGCAAUACGGCGAUUUUGAUACGGCUCCAGCACUCAACCUCAACGAUAAUGAACUACAGGACACCAGCGAAGAGCUCCCGGCCGAGAGACCACUAACUGAGAUGACUGAUUGCUCAUUCCAAUCUGUCCUGAUACAGUCCCUUCCGUUGCGACUUAAGGCGUGCAAGCUGAUGCAUUCUCCGCGAAUAAGUUGUUGCUAUGAAGAAAUACUUCAUAUGGACUGGGAGUUGAACAGAUAUCUUUCACAAAUCCCUUCCUGGACGGUAUCGGAAGGGGAGGAUUUACAAACGCAGCACAAAAUUAUCCUGAUAAGGUCUCUCCUCCAAACUAAGAUUGGCCAUAGCCUUUUAUCUAUCCACACGCCAUUUGCCAUCGAAGCUCCAACAGAAACCCUCUUUGCACCAUCUUCUCGGAUUCGCCUGGAGGUGGCCACCAUGAUUUUGUCUACACAGAAACAGCUACAUGAGAUCUCAAGACAGCUAUCCCUCUCUAUUCUGGGAGAUUGGACUGUGCAGGCCUACUGUUCAGUAUGUCAAUUACUUCACGCCAGCACCAACAGUCAAGCUUCUUCCCGAACGUCUCUGCCCCAGACACUUCCCGGUCUGCCAGAGUCCUUGAUCACGCUAGUGGAGAUGACCUUGACCUGUCUGGAGACACAACUCCUACUGGUGGUAAAAGGCGCCAAGGAGUAUUUUUUCAUGUCAACUAUCUUAGCUUUAGUGAAGGCAAGAUUAUGGCCGGCGCAGGCGACUGUCUACAAGCAGGAGGUUGUAGACCGAGUAAUCUUUUUCGCUCAAACACUUUUCACGCGGCAUGCCAAUUGCGAUCAUCUGGGGGAAUUGGGCAUGGGGGGUUUUAAAACCAGUCAGGUUCCAGUUUUGAACCCGAGCUCUGGGAUGGCACAGCCUUUCGUUCCUAAUAUGAACAUGCUACCACCAACAAACUUUGGCAUCACGUUGAAGAGCUCAGCGAUCAGCCGCUGGCACACAAAAUCCAUUGCGACCACUGGCCAUUGGAAUAAAGCCUAG